UGAGAGUUUGACUCCUCCUCGCUCCAAAGUCCUCCUGAACACGAGGAGAGGGAGAGAGAGAGAGAGAGAGAGAGAGAGAGAGGGAGAGGGGGAAGGAAGGAAAGGAGGACGAGAGACACACACACACACACACACGGAGGAAGGAGGGAUGGGAGCGCCAGAGAAAGAAGACAUUAAAAAGAAGAAAUGCUCAAAAGAAGUUUAUUUCUCGGUGUUGCCAGAUCGAUACGAGCCUCUGGAGGAAGAGGAGGAAGAGGAGGAAGAGGAGGAGAGGAAGGAGAGGAAGGAGAGGAAGGAGGAGAGGAGGGAGGAGACGAGAGAGGAGAGGAGGCAGAGGAAGGAGGAGAAGAAACAGAAGAAAAAGAACAAAUACAAGAAGUACAGGAAGAACGUGGGGAAGGCGCUGCGGUUCAGCUGGCGCUGCCUGAUGCUCGGCCUCCAGAGUAUGACGUCGUCGUACUCCAGCCCCGCCUCCGCUGCCGUCGCCGUGGUGACGCUGACUGAAGCUCGCCGGAACGCUAGCGCCAACAAAGCAUGAUGGGACACGGAGUCCCAGUCUUUACCUUCGUUUAAUAAUCCUUGUUUCUUAGACGUUUUGGGGUUGUUUUUCCCACUUUGUUUACAUUUCUAUGUGGAAUUUUUCAACAUUUUUUCUGACUUUUUUUGUUGUAUUUUUUAAAAGGUUUUUUUA
Messenger RNA from Sander lucioperca (pikeperch), 691 nucleotides. RefSeq names its product chromosome 24 C1orf115 homolog (gene c24h1orf115). The coding region runs from base 149 to 538 and encodes 129 amino acids. The transcript is spliced from 2 exons. NCBI's taxonomy places the organism in Eukaryota, Metazoa, Chordata, Actinopteri, Perciformes, Percidae. The record is from RefSeq and is a predicted model, not a curated record.